GAGGAACAAACCUCCAAAAUAAUCGUAACCACGGUGUUAGUGUUAGUCCCGACUCAGAAUCAGUGCUGUUUGAGACUGUUUAAUUUAGUAAGUUCAGGCUUUCGGUGUAAUAAUAUCCCCUGUGCGCGAUCCGGAUUCGGAUCCGUGUUCCAGGCUAAAUCCUAUAGCGUUGGUUUGAAGCCGUGUUUUACAGGUGACUCAGAGUGACAGUUGGAGCGGCUAAAGCGUAAACAGACUGCUGUUGGUAGCCAGGCUUACUAGCUAUAUAACUUAGUUUUUUUGUUUAGAAAUGUAUUUAUGUCGCUGAAUAGAGACUUUGAUAAAAUUUGAGUACGUUUUUUGUCUAUCAAAAAGUUUUAAUUGGGUCAGGCUAAGCUGCAGCGGGCGCUUUUUUCCGUAAACUUUGUAGUUGUCGGUAAUGCUAGCUCUUAGCUUAGCUAGCGUUAGCUAAGCUUUGACCAAACAAACUGAGCUAGCUGCUAGUUUUUUGGAAAGAUGUAGGUAACUUACUAAUUUUAUUUAUUUCCUACUUUAUUAUUUUAUUUUUAGAUAGUUAGCUAACUAGCUAGUUAGCUAGGUAAUCGAGCAGUUAAAUAGAAACUAGCUAGUUAGCUAGCUAACUUAGCUAGCAGUUGAGUUGGAUAUGGUGUAACGUUAGUGGUUGCUAGGCAGCUAGCUUUAGUUUUUAAGUAAGCACGCUAACUAACUUACUAUACCCCUCCAAAAUGGAGAGCUACGAUGAAUUCAUCCAAAAGCAAAUACGCCAAAUUAAAGGCAAUGCUCAUGUAGAAACCUCUGAACCAGCCAGCAGCCCUCAACCAUCAAAUAUAAGGUUUUACGGAGUCCCUGUUCUCCCUCCGCUGCUAAACAAGGACCAGAAAGAAGAAAUGCAAAGGCUCAGAGAAUCAGCCACCCAUCUGAUGAAUAAAUGGAAAUGCUCAUCCUCAUCUCGAGUGUCUUACGUACAGAACAUUCUUAACAGUGUGCAGUUACGAAAUGCCCCAACGUUUGAAGACUUUAAGGAUGAGAGACCAGCUACAGACGAGUGUGAUGAAACAGCAGAAAGCCACUGGAUUUUACCUGUUUUCCCAGCAGCACCACAGAUCACUGAUGAAAAAGCACACAUUUCUCUCAGUCAACCUAUGACAUCUACAGCUUGUGAUGGUCAUGCAGUGUUAAGGCUUAGACCUUUGGAAGGAGAAUAUUCAUUAGAGAACAGCCAUACAACUGUUCUGUUUGAAGGUGUUCCUCUGGUCGGUCACAAACCAGAGCAAUCUCUUGAUCCGGGCACUGAUAAUGCACUUAACACACACUCUCUGUCUCAAUCAUAUAAAAACCCACACAUAGAUGUAAGCCAGCAGGGGCUGUCAUCUGGAUAUGUGACCAUUGAGCCUUCGGAUGUCAGCUCUGGUUGGAUAGUGGGAGAUGAAGGCAUGGAAGAAAGGCAUUCAGUUCAGAGUGGCUUUUUCUUAAACACUUCAAACUCAACUAGCAUCAUCAGCCAUGCUCCGGUAGAUGGAGAGGUCCUGGAGGAGGAGCAUACACUCUCUAACCAGGAACAUCCUGAGGUUAAAGAACCAGUAAAUGCUGCAUUGGGGACAGAGCCAUCUGAAGAAGGUCCUUACCGCAUGAGCCUGCAGAACCUUCUGAAAAAAUCUCAAGAGCAUCGGAGACAUCAGAGGAUGCUGCGCAACCAGGCAUUGAAAGCUUUGAAAGUUAGUGAAGCCCCAGUUGUUGAAGAAUGCAGUCUUUCUGACAAGGAGAAUGAAGAAUUUUUCCCAGGUGGAACAGUAAAAGCGGAGCUGAGGAGAAUCAGGGAAAGGAAAAGGGAACAGUUACCCGAAAUAAAGGUGCCAAGCCUUGAAAUCCAGAUACAAAACCAUGGGACAGGUAGAGAUAAUCUAAAACCCCCUGAUCUGGUCAGCGAUGUUGAAGAUGUAAAUCCUCCUAAAUGUGAAGUGCCACUUGACCAUUGCUUUAAUAUUACUUCCUCCUCAAACACUGCAGGUAGUGUUACUGAAAAACCAUUGCCAACUCUGUCAAGCUAUCCAAGUAUGGCAGACAGCCCCAAUCAGUCUACUUCAGCGACAGCGUCCCCCUCAGCAAAAUCUCUUUACCAGUCCAAAACCAAGAAAGCAGGCAGUCUGCUGCCCAGGCCUUGCCAAGCAGCGGGUAAAAAAUUUAAUAAUGUGCCUACCCCCAAGUUCUGCUUGAGCCCAGUGCGCAGUAAAAAAGGCAGUGGCAUAUCUGGCUCCUUCAGAAAGCCCUUGGUGAAGACACCUGUUUGUGUGGAUGCUGAAGCAGGGCCAAAUCUGUGUGGCCAAGCCAAGUGGGCUUCGAGCCUGUCUGCAGAGCCCGAAGGGGAUGAUCCCGCGUGUAGGAGCACAGAUCAGGCCGAGCAGAUCGCUCAGCUUGAACUUAAUUUAUCGAGCCUUAAAGUCCUGAUCUCAGACCUAGAGUCAACACUGUCGAAGUCGAUGGCAGAUUUUAAUCCUACAGACUUGGCCGAGGAUCAUAACAGCUCCCAGCUAACCCUGCUUGCAGAACACGAAAGCAUCAGCCUGCCAGCUAGUGAUGGGAAGCCUCCAAGUGUGGUUACGUUUAAUGAGACCGUGCAGCAGGAUGUCUUUUCUAAAGAUAACAGGACACGGCCAGGGAGCAAACAGCAAGAGCUGCCACACUGUGUCACUUCUAUGGUGCAGAGAAGGAGGGUGCCAGAGGUGUUCCGGGUGAUCAGUAACUCAAAAAGGCUGUCUCAAAGAACUGCCGUCCUCACAGAUGCAAGUAACCAGCCUGAAGAGAAGAGGAAUGCCUCAGGCGAGAAAAAGAAAGAGUUGGAAAGCAUAGAAGAUUCCCUGAACAGCUCAUCCCUUAAUCGGUCCUAUGAUGUGGAUACCCCUUCCAGAUUCUGGUCACAGGCUGGGCCCAAAGGGAAACAGCUAACCCCUGAGCUGGGAGGCCAAGAGGGGGUGUCCCGUGCCAAACGGAGACUGCUUAUGAACAACAUGGAUGGGACUGAGAUUGGACAGCUGAUGAAUGAUGGCCGACCUCAGUUUAGCACACCUAAAGCAGUGUCGCCGUGGCCAGAGCAGCAGCUAAGGCAGGAGCAAGAAGUGCAGGUCAGAGCUCUGAUGGAGGAACAGCACAGACAACAGAAGGAGCUGCUACAGUCACUGGCAACAAGGUACCAGUUUCUCCGGAGCGUGUCCUUCCCGUGUCCCAGUGUAGGCUCACGUCUGGAGGACGUGGCAACCUCCCCCCCCCCCUCCUCUGUCUCCAUGGGUCUGGGCUGCUCCUCGCAGCCUUCUGAGCUCACAUUGGCUGAGCUGAGUGUUCUCUCAGACUCCCUUCAUAUCUCACAGUCUCAAAGCUGUCUUCCUGUGUGUCAUCGCCCCCUGGUGGCGGCAGCAGUGAAAGGUUACCUGACCCGCAGGCUGCUCCGCACAGAGAGAGUGGCUCAGCUCAUCAGAACUAUCAAGGACACCCAGCUGUUCCUCCAGGACUUCCAGUGUCAGACACCAGGGAGAGAGUUCAGCAGCAGACAAGACCGUGUCCUACAGGAGAGAGUCACACUACAAUUGCAAUCAGCACGAUAUGAACUGCAUGACCUCUUCUUCAGCCUCUGUCCUGCAGACCGGAUGCAGGUGAUCAGCUGGGACAGACAACUGGCCAGAGAGAGAGAGUUCAGACACAAGGAGAAUAAGGAGCCCCAGGCUGGGAGGAAAAGCACUCUCUCUGCUGCCACCAGGAAAGCUCUGGAGAGGAAGAGGACAGUGAUGUUACAGAAGAAAGCUGCUGAAAGAUCCAAGGUGGCUUUGGGGACUGAGGACGGAUGGACCUUCGUGCCAAACCCACGCAGAGUUCCAAAGAAGGCCACUCCGCUACGCGGGCCCAGAUGAACAGGCCUGCUGUGGGGCUCAUCUGGCUUUACCUCAGUCAAUCAAUCUACAGCACAUUCACACAGAUGCCAAUAGAGAGAGUUCCUUGGUAACAUAUGAGCACCUUGUGCCUUGUGGCAAAUGUUCCGUCCUUAUAGAUCAGAUUCUUUGUUUAUAGUGUUUGUUUAGUGUCAAAUUUAUUUAUCUUAAGUGUUUUUUGGGAGUUGACAUUUACAUCCUAAUAUUCAGCAAUCAAAUUUGCUGACGGUGCAUUUUCUUAACUUAUUUUUCAUAUUUGUUUUUCUAAUAAAUAUUUGAUAUAAAAUGCA
This is a messenger RNA of Astyanax mexicanus (Mexican tetra), 4207 nucleotides long. RefSeq names its product centriolar coiled-coil protein of 110 kDa (gene cp110). The record is from RefSeq and is a predicted model, not a curated record. The transcript is spliced from 10 exons. Gene Ontology annotation, cellular component: centriole. Bases 726 to 3899 code for a protein of 1057 amino acids. Lineage: Eukaryota; Metazoa; Chordata; Actinopteri; Characiformes; Acestrorhamphidae. Gene Ontology annotation, biological process: centrosome duplication; regulation of cytokinesis; centriole replication.